Molecule: messenger RNA, 1713 nt
Organism: Propithecus coquereli (Coquerel's sifaka)
Lineage: Eukaryota; Metazoa; Chordata; Mammalia; Primates; Indriidae
Product: tetratricopeptide repeat protein 16-like
Exons: 10
Coding region: 1-1713 (570 amino acids)
Molecular function (GO): protein binding
Source: RefSeq, a predicted model, not a curated record
AUGCUGCCCCCAUUCACGGCCCGGACCCCGCCCCCAAGCGUCAUCCAUCCCGCGGCCAAUCGCGUCGCCAACUGUCCAGGGGCGGCCGCCAGCGUCCAAUCCGAGCCGGGCAGCGCGGCCGCCAUGCUCCUGAGGGGCGGAAGCGGCGGGGCGGCGGCUGUGUGGCGGCCGUCCCGCGCAUUCCGCGGCGCGGCGUCACCGUGUCCCUGUGGGGAUGCUCUCAAGGUUGACCAGUCUCCCUCACAGAACAUCCCAAAGCCACGGGUGAUUCCAAUCCCAAAGGGGACCGUGCAGCGCAUCUUUGGGACCAACCAGGUGUUCCAGAGCGUCUGUGAUGUAAAACCAAAGGCCAAAGGGUUAACAGUGCCCCUCAAAGUCAGGGAGUACUACCACCAAGGCCAGCUGUGCUUAGAGGAAGAGGACUGGGAGAUGGCUGUGCUACUCUUCUCCCGCGCCCUCCACCUGGACCCCCAGCUGGUAGAAUUCUAUGCCCUGCGGGCAGAGGCCUACAUCCAGCUCUGCGACUUCUCCUCGGCUGCCCAGAACCUGCGAAAGGCCCACUCAGUCCAGCCAGAGAACACUAAGUACCUGGAGCGGCUCACCUUUGUGCUUUACCUGCAGGGCCAAUGUCUGUUUGACCAGUGCGCCUUCCUCGACGCCCUGAUUGUCUUCUCGCAAGCUUCCGAGCUCCAGCCUGAGAAACCCUGUUUCCGUUACCGAUGCAUGGCCUGUCUCCUGGCCCUCAGACGGCAUCAGGACUGCCUCUCCCUCAUCACCAAAGAGGUGAGGCAGGGCACCACCAACGCUGACAUCUACAUCCUCCGGGCCAGACUCUACAACUUCCUCCAGAAGCCCACCCUCUGCUACCAGGACCUGCACAGAGCCUUGCUGCUGGAUCCCAAGCACCCGCAGGCCAGGGCGCUGCUCAAGAGGAUGGUGGAGCAGGCCCAGCAGGCGCGCCAGGACGCCGGGAUCCUGGCCGUGCAGGGGAAACUGCAGCACGCGCUGCAGCGCAUCAACUGCGCCAUCGAGAACAACCCUCUGGACCCCAGCCUCUUCCUCUUCCGGGGCACCAUGUACCGACGGCUCCAGGAGUUUGACGGGGCGGUGGAGGACUUCCUGAAGGCGCUGGACAUGCUCAGCGACAGCCAGGAGGACAUGGUGCGGCAGGCGCAGCGCCAGCUGCUGCUGGCCUACAACGACUUCGCGGUGCACUGCUACACUCGCGGCGCCUACCAGGAGGGCGUGCUGCUGCUGAACAAGGCGCUCAGGGACGAGCAGCAGGAGAAGGGGCUCUACAUCAACCGAGGCGACUGCUUCUUCCAGCUGGGCCACCUAGCCUUUGCCGAGGCGGACUAUAAGCAGGCGCUGGCGCUGAGCCCGCAGGACGAGGGCGCCAACAUGCGCAUGGGCCUGCUGCACGAGAAGAUGGGCUUCUGCGAGCAGAAGCGCAGGCAGUUCCAGAAGGCGGAGGACCACUUCUCGGUGGCCAUCCAGCACAACCCCCAGAAGGCCCAGUACUACCUGUACCGGGCCAAGAGCCGGCAGCUCCUGCAGAACAUUUUUGGGGCCUGCGAGGAUGUUGCCACUGUCCUCCUUCUCAACCCCCAGCAACCGAAGGUGGGUGCCUGCGGGGCCAAGAGAGUGGGCUCCAGGCUCUAUACCCCUGGCCACCUGAAGAUACUCCCCAUCCCCAAAAGAAAUCUGGCUUGA